AUGCAAAAUUUCUUGACAGCAUGGAAGAUGGAUCCAUUCGGAGAGCCUAUCUUCGCUGAGGGGUCACCCCAGAAGGUUGCUAAUCCAUUUGAUUAUGGAGGAGGCCUUGUGAACCCAAACAAGGCAGCAGACCCUGGUCUCAUAUAUGACAUGGGCACAGAAGACUACAUUAAGUACCUUUGUGCUGUUGGCUACAACACCUCAGCUAUCUCUCAACUUGUUGGACAAACCACAGCUUGUUCCAUGGUCAAGCCUUCUGUUCUGGAUGUGAACCUGCCUUCCAUUACAAUUCCAAAUCUGAGAGAAAAUAUUACACUCACCAGAAGUGUCACAAAUGUUGGUCCAGUCAACUCAGUAUACAAAGCUAACAUAGACCCUCCACCUGGCAUCAGUGUAGCCGUUAGGCCUGAGACUUUGGUCUUCAACUCCACCAUUAAAACAAUCUCUUUCACUGUUGCAGUUUCCACCACCCACCAAGUGAACACAGGAUACUACUUUGGAAGCCUCAUUUGGACAGAUGGGGAGCAUUUGGUGACAAGUCCCAUAUCUGUUAGAACACAAAUCAUUCAGUAUUAUACAGAUGGCAAUUGA
Messenger RNA from Prunus mume (Japanese apricot), 591 nucleotides. The record is from RefSeq and is a predicted model, not a curated record. Lineage: Eukaryota; Viridiplantae; Streptophyta; Magnoliopsida; Rosales; Rosaceae.